CUCGUAUCGGAGCUCCACCUUACCGUGCGCUCAUCCUCAACAGAUUUUUCACUACUCAUAUCUGAGUGAAGCCGACGGAAGAUACACGCGCGCCACAAUCAUUUCAUAUUCUCGAAUCAUUCUCCCGAUUUUUCUCUCUCUAGUAUUCCCCUUCACUCUCUGUCUCCGCCUUUACCUUUUUCACCGGUUUCGUGUGUUUGGAGGCCAAGGAUGGGGAGCUCACUGAGUUACGAGUUCGGGCUGAGUUUGUGGCGAGCUUCUCGGCUGUUCGAUGUUCAUUCGGUCGGCGGAGGCUGCGGAUUUUGCUCGUAGUUUGACUCUGGUUUUGUAGAUCUGAGCGGUUCGGAUUUUGUCGGUGAUGUUGCAGUUUGAUAAUUUGCUGUUUUUCGCCCCGGGAAGCGGGUUGCUUUUGGAGGCUCGUUGUCGUUGGUGUCUCUUAAAACAGUUGCUUCUUUUCUGUUGUUUAUUAUCCUUCACGGAUGCUAGUGUACGUCACAAAAUGUUGAAAAGAGAAGCUUUAUCACCAGCUACCACGUUUUUUGAUGCCUCUGCGAUGGCAGAACUGCCUCUACCAGACAACAAUCUGCUUUCGUCGCCCAAACACCACCAUAAUCGUUUGAGCCCUCGUGGCGCACCUGCUCAACCUCCUAAUUUUGGCCAUUUUGAGAUUUCUACCCCUCCUUCUAACUCCGGUUUGUCCAGACCUUCGAUGGAGAAGAGUGGAUCAGCGCCUCCGAACAAUCCACCUCAACCUGAACCUAGCACUAUGCCUACUGGUUUAUCUCAGCCUCCAUUAUCUCCUAGCCUUUCUAGUUGUUGUGGACCAGACAUGGUACUCAAACGUGAGAGCCAGGGCUGCCAUUGUGUGUAUCCAAUAAAGCUUGAAAUUCUCCUCUUGAAUGUUUCAGCCCAUCCAAAAUGGAAUCUUUUUCUUGAACAGUUUGCUUCGCAGCUUGGUCUAAGAGUGUCACAGAUUGAGCUCAUUAACUUUUAUAUUGUUGGAAUAUCUGGUCUUAAUAUAUCAAUGGAUAUUACCCCACAUACGGGUUUGAGUUUUUCUUCCAAAGAGGCUGCAGGAAUAAACUCCUCAUUGUCAACGCACAGAAUCCGUCUUGAUCCUGCAAUAGUGAGUGACUAUAAGCUUCUCAACAUAACCUGGUUCAAGCCGCCCUUACUGCCUCAAGCGCCAGAUUCUGACACAGCUCCAUCAGAAGCACCGCCCAACCUUCCAUCAAGUCCUGCUUCAGUUUCCCCUUCAAAGAAAGUUAAACAUCCAAGUUUGAUUCUUGUAAUUGGACUUGGAGCUGCGAUCCUGAUAAUUGCUGUGUUCACUGUGGUUAUGCUUUGCUUCUGUGUAUCUCGUCAAGGGAAGCAUAUUGAAUCUUUCAAAGAAACUGCUAAACAAAGGACUGUUGGAACAGUUCCAGCAGUUGGAUCACUUCACCACCACCCAACCAGCACACGGUUUCUCACCUAUGAAGAACUGAAAGAGGCUACGAAUAACUUUGAGACAACUAAUAUUCUUGGUGAGGGAGGCUUUGGGAGAGUAUUUAAGGGUGUACUAAGUGAUGGAACUGCCGUUGCCAUAAAGAGACUAAGCAGUGGUGGACAGCAAGGGGAUAAAGAGUUCUUGGUUGAGGUUGAGAUGCUCAGUAGGCUGCAUCACCGUAACUUGGUGAAACUUGUCGGAUACUACAGCAACCGUGACUCCUCACAGAAUCUACUUUGUUACGAGCUUGUUCCAAAUGGCAGUUUGGAGGCUUGGCUUCAUGGACCAUUGGGACUAAACUGCCCUCUUGAUUGGGACACAAGAAUGAAAAUUGCUCUUGAUGCUGCCCGAGGACUUGCUUACUUGCAUGAGGACUCUCAACCUUGCGUCAUUCACAGAGAUUUUAAGGCGUCAAAUAUAUUGCUAGAGAACAACUUUCUUGCUAAAGUUUCAGAUUUUGGCCUUGCGAAACAGGCCCCUGAAGGCAGGGCAAACUACCUCUCAACCCGUGUUAUGGGAACUUUUGGGUAUGUCGCCCCUGAAUAUGCUAUGACCGGGCACCUACUGGUGAAGAGUGAUGUUUACAGUUAUGGUGUGGUUCUUCUUGAGUUGUUGACUGGAAGAAAACCUGUAGAUAUGUCACAGCCUUCCGGCCAGGAGAACCUUGUCACCUGGGUUAGUUUCUCACUCCAUGUAUCUUCCCCAUUUCAACAACAUGCUUCACGUAGACACCGUUAUUUUGCAGGAGGUUCAACCCUUGAUCGAUAGAUAGUAAUCAGUUUUAUGUUG
This is a messenger RNA of Salvia hispanica, 2278 nucleotides long. Lineage: Eukaryota; Viridiplantae; Streptophyta; Magnoliopsida; Lamiales; Lamiaceae. The record is from RefSeq and is a predicted model, not a curated record.